Messenger RNA from Hyalella azteca, 652 nucleotides. Its product is annotated as cytochrome P450 2L1-like. The transcript is spliced from 6 exons. Gene Ontology annotation, biological process: xenobiotic metabolic process. The record is from RefSeq and is a predicted model, not a curated record. Bases 80 to 652 code for a protein of 190 amino acids. Lineage: Eukaryota; Metazoa; Arthropoda; Malacostraca; Amphipoda; Hyalellidae. Gene Ontology annotation, molecular function: iron ion binding; heme binding; oxidoreductase activity, acting on paired donors, with incorporation or reduction of molecular oxygen, reduced flavin or flavoprotein as one donor, and incorporation of one atom of oxygen. Gene Ontology annotation, cellular component: intracellular membrane-bounded organelle; cytoplasm.
AAUCCCAUUUUUUGGACGACUUCCAUUUUUCGAUGAAGAAACGGGCGAAAAUCUACAAAAAAACUACGGCGAUAUUGUCAUGCAUCGCACUGGGAUGAUACGCUCGGUGUUCCUGUUCGAUUCCGACACCGCCAAGGAGGCCUUGGCAAGGCUGGAGUUCGCCGACCGCCCAGAUUUCUUUACCUCUUUCACUUUGGACGAUCAAAAACUCGGAGGAGUUGUUAGCAGCAACGGUGUGCACUGGCAGCACGACCGCCGUUUUGUGCUACGCAACCUACGCAACCUUGGAAUUGGUAAAGAUCACCUAGAAGAAGCAAUUAAUAUCGAAGGCAAAGCGCUGGUGGAAGACCUCAAGAAGUACGGCGGUGAAGCCAUCAACUACCCCGACAGCUUCAGGACUGUGGCGCUCAACAUCAUCUGGCAGAUGGUGGCCAGUACUCGGUACGAUCUUCGCUCCAAAGAAAUUGAAUCGAUUUUUCGCACCAAUAAUGAACUUCGUGAAAAAUUUAACCCAGUGACAUUAUUACCCUCGUUCAUUCCGGCAUUAGAUAAUCUACCUAAAUCCGUCAAGAAUUUUCUGUUUGGCGACGAUAUUUUUGAUCGCUUCGUGGAAGAAAUGAAGAAUGUCGUGAACUUUAUGACCACCAUCUGA